Messenger RNA from Scleropages formosus (Asian bonytongue), 1331 nucleotides. RefSeq names its product interleukin 1, beta (gene il1b). Gene Ontology annotation, biological process: macrophage chemotaxis; immune response; cellular response to lipopolysaccharide. NCBI's taxonomy places the organism in Eukaryota, Metazoa, Chordata, Actinopteri, Osteoglossiformes, Osteoglossidae. Gene Ontology annotation, molecular function: cytokine activity. Bases 85 to 912 code for a protein of 275 amino acids. The record is from RefSeq and is a predicted model, not a curated record. The transcript has 6 exons.
AAGCCAGCAGAGAAACAGAGAAGCUCAUCUGAACGACUGCAGUGUGACUUUCUGCCCGAUUAUCGCAUAACUCUGUACGCAAACAUGAUGUGUGAAAGCGGCUUCGACUUGCGCCAAGCUCUCGACAGCUGUGAUGACUUGGACAGUUUGGAGUUUGAGAUGGACUCGCAGAGCCCACUGAAGUGUGCAGCUGUGAUGAACAGGCCUCACUGUGACCUCUAUGAGGGGGUCAAGCUGGAGGUGUCCUUGCAGGCUCACAACAUGCGCCAGGUGGCCCAUCUGAUCAUCGCCAUGCAGAGGAUGAAGAACACCCAGAGGCUCCAGGGCACGGAGUUCAGUGACCAGGAGCUGCUCAAUAUCAUGAUGGAGAACGUAAUUGAAGAGAGCGUGGUGAUGACAGUACAGGACCAGGUCGACAGCGGCGCUGUGGUGUACACCAGUACGAGCCAAGAGGUGAAGUGCAACGUGGCUGACCAGUACCAGAAGAGUCUGGUGCUCAACGAGGAGGCCCUGGAGCUCCAGGCCAUGACACUUCAGGGCGGCAGCUUUCAGCGCAGAGUGCAGCUCAACCUCUCCAUGUACGUGACGCCCAGCUACAGCAGUGGAAAAGGGCAACCUGUCACGUUAGGGAUCGUCGAUACGAACCUCUACCUGUCCUGCUCCAGUGAAAACGGCAUGCCCAUUCUCCAGCUGGAGGAGGUGGGUGAUAAAUUGAGGCUGAAGCACAUCAGCGCGGAAGAUGAUUUAAGCCGCUUCCUGUUCCUGAAGAGGGGGACCGGACUCUCCAUGACCACUUUUGAGUCGGCCAGAUACCAGGGCUGGUUCAUCAGCACCGCCCUUCAGGAGCGGGAGCCCGUGGAGAUGUGCACCAAGCAAGAGGCGAACCGCAUCACCUCCUUCAGGGUCAAAUAGACGGGGCUCCGAAAAAGGCACAUCUCAGUGUGUAUGUACUAAGUACAGCCAGGAUUUCAUUAACCUCACAGUCAUUUUGGCCUCCAGUGGCUGAUGCUGAAGUUCAGAACAUGUUGAUCCUCUAUGAGUUCAAACUGUCUGCCACUAGGUGGCGUGCUUUACUUCCUAUUUAUACUGUACCUGUUGCUCGAGUCUCUCCACUGAAGAGCUUGAUCUGCUGUAAAUAUGCACUUCAAUGAUGGAGACAAGCAGUAGGUGUGAUGAGUGUGAGUGUGGUUGUCACAGUGUCUCAAGAGAUGAUGCUGGCCUGAACGUUGGAGAAAAAUCAUUGAAUUCAUUGAAUGCUUGCUCAUUCCAGACAUUUUUGCCAGAAGAUAGCUUUGUAAUUAUUAAUCAUAUUAAUUAAUUUAUUAAUUACU